Messenger RNA from Drosophila mojavensis, 2391 nucleotides. Its product is annotated as mitogen-activated protein kinase kinase kinase 7. Gene Ontology annotation, molecular function: ATP binding; MAP kinase kinase kinase activity; magnesium ion binding. The record is from RefSeq and is a predicted model, not a curated record. The transcript is spliced from 5 exons. Lineage: Eukaryota; Metazoa; Arthropoda; Insecta; Diptera; Drosophilidae. Bases 678 to 1901 code for a protein of 407 amino acids. Gene Ontology annotation, biological process: JNK cascade; protein phosphorylation; positive regulation of canonical NF-kappaB signal transduction.
AAACAAUUCGAAUAAAAAAUGAACUAAUAUAACUUUUUUGGCUGCAUUCUAUUUUUGAUAUUCGUAUUAAUUUUAAAUGUUAAAUGUUAAAUGUUAAUGUUCUGUUCUCAGAACUCUAAAGUUGUAUAUCCAUUGAGAAUGGGUAAUCAAAAUUUUAUGAUUUUGUUAAUAUGUCUUUAUGUAAAUAAAGUAUAUACAUAUACAUACAUAUAUUCUUGACGAGCCGAGUCGUCUGUCUAUCUAACUGUCCACAUGAACUGGCGUGAUCUCAACAGUAUUUAUUAGAGCUGUGGUCUACGUGAUCGAAAGUUAUAAAUAUUGUUCCCACUGUGCAUGGGUAGAAAAUGUUGCUGCCCAACAAAGACUACAUCCGAUCUGAAUAUUUUUCAAGUGAAUACGUUUGAGUAGCAUAGAUAUUCAUUGCUAUAUACUUUUCGUCGUAAAUUCAUAAGUCUCUAAUUCCAAUUCAAACUUCACUGUAUUAGUUUGCACUGCCAUUUAUUUAUGCAAUAGAUUGAUAAGAUUGUACUACCUGGGUAUAAUUCUAGGAAAUCGGCAAUAGCUUCAGUGCUCAGCAGUCUGUCAAAUCGAAAAGUUGACUCUUUGCUUCUCUUGUAUAAUUUCUAUAUGCUGUUGAUUCUCUGAUUACUCACGCAAAAGGAAAUCAGAUAGCCGAAAUGGCAAACAUGUUUCAAGAUAGCUCAUUCGAAGAGGUUGUAGACUACGGAGCCUUUGGAACGGCCGUUAGAUGCAAAUGGAAUGUGAAGCCUCUAAAUUCAGUCGCACUUGUACAUAGCGCAUUUGAUAUUAAUUUAAGUGAUACAGAAUUGCUGCUUAGUCUCAAUCAUAAGAAUGUUGUCCAAUAUGUUAAAAUUUACCAUGAUCACCUACUACUGGAAUAUGCGGACUGUGGAUCACUGCAGCAACUGCUGCACGGCGACGAGCAAAGGGAAUAUUCAUUACGUAAUGCCCUCGAUUGGAUGCAUCAGGCAGCAAAGGGUUUUAGGUACUUGCAUCUAUGGAUUCAUCCCACAUCGACAAAUUAUAAUUUGACGCCUAAUUUUCUUAUGUUAACGAAUAAUUAUCGCCAUUUAAAGAUCCUUGUACUACCCAGUAAAUGUAAGAAAUAUUCACCGUUGGCAAGAAAAAAUCAAAGAAUAGAUUAUACAGGCAGCACUGAUAUAUGCAAUAUAGGUAUCACCAUUUGGGAACUAUUAACGCGUAAAAAGCCCUUUUACCACACUGAUUAUACAACGGAUGAAAUAUUUGAGGCGGUGUUGAGAGGUAUUUUAAUUGAUAAUAUCAUAUAUCAUAUUACUGUUAUCAUUGUUUACUUAGGAGAACGCCCGGAAAUAAACAAUAUAAAAAUAUCAAUCACCGACGACUUAAAGAGGUUAAUUCAACACUGUUGGGACUCAAAUCCAUAUAAGAGACCCUAUAUUCAAGAGGUCAUACAUACGCUGAAUCACAUCCUCUCACAAGAGGAUUAUACAGAUUUUGAUCAACUAUUAAAGGCUAAUAUCGGAGCAAUCGUAGACUUUGAGGAUAUCAAGAUCUGCAAGAAAAUCAGAGAAGAUCCCUUUGGUGCUUCCCACAAAGCCAUGUGGUUUGGUAAGGAGAAAACUGUCAGAAAAUUCAAGGACAUCACCGAUCAAUGGCUUCAAAAUCAAUCAUUUGUACAGGAAAUAAGAAGGAAUAUUGAGCUAAAUAAUAAAUACUUAGUUCAUAUUUAUGGCGUCUCAAUAGGUAGCGAGUCAGUAUAUUUAAUAUCAGAUUACUCAGAUUGUGGAACUUUGCUCGAUUAUUUACAUGGUGAAGAUCAGAGGAAAUAUUCGGUAAUUUGUGCCAUUAAUUGGAUUACGGAUGCUGCCGAGGUAUAUUUAUAUAAAUAUAACAUCUGAUAUCAAAGUUUGUAUUGCUAUCGAAAUCAUUUAUCGAUAUACCAUAUAUAUCGGAAAAUUAUUUCAAAACGGAACAGUAUUGAUAAAGCAAUAUAAAUAUAUAUUUAAUAUUUCUCCUCUCUUCAAUGAUUUUGUUUAACAAUUUCACACGGUUGAAAAUUAGUGAUUAUUGUUGUCCUCUCGACGCUGAAAUUAUGUUGAAGUCCACUUCGGAAGUAGCCUAUAUAGCACCAGAGGUUGGUAUAUAUUACAAUCAGCUCCCAAUUAUAUAAAAUAUAUACAUUUGCAUGUACAAAUCCUUAGGUGCUUCGAACAAAAACAUUUACAUACCAGAGUGAUGCAUAUAGCCUUGGAAUUAUCUUGUGGGAGGUUCUCGCACGGAAACAGCCCUAUUACACUUUCAUGGAUGUUCUUCCACAAAGCCUAUUGAAAAUGAUUCAAGGUAAGAAAUUUUAGACCGCUUAGAAACUAUUGUAAUAUUUAAACAGUU